AUGGAUUCCUCUGCCGGCAAGCCACAUACGUGGCUUGAACUAGAAGGCAAGCUUGAUCUAAAUAUUCGAGCCGACUCGCGACUGAUGUUCGGCUUUUUGUGUUGCAUUCUAUGUUUGCCUCGAAUCAUCUUUGGUUGGGUUAUUCGACUUUCUAAUCUAUUGAUUUGGAAUGUCUACUUGGUUCUUUGGUGUUUUACCUCGAAGCCUCAAUCGAGCGUCACGGUUUUCCUUGGCCAGGGAGACAUCACCACAGAUACAACCUGUAAAGAAUCGCAAGUGGCAAAAUAUACAACAAAGUGUUACCCUUCCAGAUGUCGCGACCGCACAUUUGGGACUCAGCAUCAUGUUGUGAAGCUUGAUACGUGGAACAAUGGCUGUGGCAUCUGCACGCCGAUUUCGCCUAGGGAUGCGAUCAAGAGAAAUAACAACGGUCUUUGUGCACGACCAAAAAUCCCAGACUUGUUCAGGUGGGGCAGAUACAGACUCAACAAAGAAGCAGACAGGACCUCGCUAUCGAUCGCUGGCCCAAAAUCCAGAAAGGGCGAUCAUGCAGACCUUGACAGAGAAGCUGAUACGACGGUGAGGCUCAAGAGGAGUCGAAACAGCUCCAAGCGAGGAAGCGAUGGUACUCUGCGAUCAUCUGCCUCUCUUCCCCAUCGCCCGGGCUUGUGUAACCCUCGCGAAGCGCCGUGCGAUAAGAACCGGGUAACAUCACCACAAGGAGCGCCACGUUUGUCCUACGCGACGCCACCCCCGCUUGCAUCAAUUAAUCAAGCAGCUAGAGGCGCCAACUUUGUAGCUGCGAUUCCAUGCUCAAGAAGAGCUCAGCUCAACACAAACGACGGUAGGCCCGAAGCAUCCUUGGAGCCUCGUAGGGGCGCAUUGAACAGCUUUGUAUCCGUCCUUCCAGGUCGACCUGAGGCGCCCUCAACAGUGGCAAAACCAGGCCCCGGGCAUGCAGGCAAAGAGAGCGAACUUGAGAUCACCAUCGAUAAAGCGCCCGACACCGGUUCGUUGACUAGUCCCCCUACCCAUGGGUCGAGGCAACUAGCUGGAGGAGAGCCUAGCAACGGCAAAGGCAAAGGUAGAGCAAGGUCUACUUCCACGGGUGCAAGAGGAGCCAAGUCCGCCCGAAGCACGGCAGAUGGACGCACAUGGGAGCAAAGCACUGCUGAUGAUGAAGGCGAGGAGGAUGAUGACGACGACGACGACGAUCAGUCAGAACCAGCUCACCCCACAGAUCAAGAGGGUUUCGAUUACCGGAAGCCAGGAAAGAAAUUCCGAUGUCCUCUACACGCCGCUAAUCCUUCCCUCUGCGAGAACCUGAAGUCGAAGUGCUGGAAAUGGGAUGCACCGAAGAUCGACAGAGUGAGUCGCCAUGUCAGGGCCCACAUCAAAGAUGAUAAAGACAAAAUGGAGAAAAUCGACGAAUGGUCGAAACGCAAGCUCAAGCCUGAAGAAAGAUGGAGGGAAUACUACCGACUGUUUGGAGGUCUCGACUCCAAUGUCUCUCCAUACAGCGCUGAAACCGGCCUCCAGACUCCUAUCACGUCUGCGUUGGCCCAAAUGGCGAGCCAUAUCAGCCAAAACUCCUUAACGCCUUCCGAAUCUCGAGAGACUCUUCAGUCCUUUGUAAGGCUAUUUGCAGAGAAGGAGCAUCGUGACGUGGAAGCCCGUGCACACUUUCACUCACAACAGGCUAGACUACACUCAGAACAGGCGAGAAUCCAUCAUGAGUGUGAAAAACAGGUGAGGAACUCGGGAGAAAGGUUCGAGGAUGCUGUUCGGAAACUUUCCAAUAGAUCCACCACAACGCCGACCAGAUUGGAGGCAGGAAACCAUUCUCCAGACACAACCGUCAUGCCUGACGGCACUCAAGAUGAGGAUCUGUUGCACAUCAUGGGGAACUCCGGGCGACAGCCUUCUGGUCAUCAGCGACCAAUGUAUGCCACGCACAUUUGGCCUGAAUCAGGACCGGCCUCCUCAAGCAGGUCACAAGACCCAACGCAUCUGAUGGUACCUACAAGUUCUCAAUCAUCGCAGUAUUACGCGUAUCGCAACCGCAUACCACCCCAAGAAGGGCAAGGCAUACUUGGUACCGGCAUCGCUCAACGUGAAGAGACCAUCAACCAAGUCCUGUCUACCACCGACAGACUACUAGAUCCUCAGCAACGGCCGCCAAAACGCCGUAGAUACCAAGAGCACCAACGCGACCACCAACAAACUUCUUGGAACCCAGACGCGUGCUCACAGCUCUAUCAAGGACUAGCAGAUACCAACUACCAAGGUUUUUCAUUACCUGACGACUGCCGCUGUACUGGGCUCAGCCCUUCAAAAUGUCAAGCGCUCAGAUUUUCCACCCUUUGA
Molecule: messenger RNA, 2367 nt
Organism: Exophiala oligosperma
Lineage: Eukaryota; Fungi; Ascomycota; Eurotiomycetes; Chaetothyriales; Herpotrichiellaceae
Exons: 2
Coding region: 1-2367 (788 amino acids)
Source: RefSeq, a predicted model, not a curated record